AACGAGUAGAGGGAGGACAAGCCAGCGACAACAGGUGGGUGACGACAUGAACGCUCUCCGCUGGACCAGUUGCUCACAACACGAGUCAUUACUGCCAUCGCCUGACAUCAUAAGGCUGCUACCAGCUGAACAUUAGCAGGGAGAAAGGAGAGACAGUGUUGAAGGAUGUGCUGCAGUGUUGGCAAAGUCUGCUUCUGCAUCGAUCUCCGCAAGGGCGUGGCAACGAUUUCCUGGGUCUGGCUGCUUGGGGACGCCAUCUUGCUGAUCGUGACAUCGAUCCUGACGAGACAAGCUUGGGAAGCAAUGAUACGCAACAGUUGGAGGAACGAAACAGAAAGAGAGGAGAGAGAUAAGAAAGCCAUCAUCUUAGCAGCUUGGUUCUGGUUGGCGGCGGUGGGCAUUGCGCUGUCAGGCUUGGGUGUUCUCCUCGACUUCAUGCUGGUGAAGGGAGCCACUGACGUUAAGUCUCCGCCGCGGAAACGGCGCAACUUGCUUCAAGGCUGGAUGGCGGCCUACGGCGUGGUGUACGCGCUCGGGGUGGUGACCGCCGCCUUGAGCGUCCCCGUCUUGUUCCUCCUCCGCGCUACCCCGCACCACGCCUUCGCCACGGCCGCCGGCAUCCUACUGCACGCAGGGCUGAUGAUGUACUUCUGGCUGAUGGUGCACAGCUACAGCCAGGAGCUGGCCUGUGGAGCUCGCCCCGCGGAAGGGAACGGCUACUGCACGGUGCCUGCAGGGGUCGCCACCCCUACCCAGGGGACCUACUGCGACGCGGAUGGCAUGGCUCUGACGCCGACGGCACCACCAUGCUACACCAGCGUCGCAUAAGGAUCACCGUGUGAGCCGUGUAAGGGGACCACGUCUCCAGGCAGCUUCAGCUGAUCGCAGCCUUGAACGGACCUCAUCGCUGAACUGUCACCGUGAUUGUCUCUGGAGGCUCGGCCUGGACCGCUUGACGAUGCAGUGUUGUCAUCAUCCACGAAAAGACUGUCAAACAUAUCGCCUUAAACGCAUUUUGACAGUGGGUGUAGUAGUAUCAUGAAAUGUCUUGAAGACGCUCUACACUUGUUUGAUCUUUCUAAAACGAGUAUUCUACAUUACUUUGAAGGUACAGGUCCAGAAAUGCAAAUAGUAAGUAUGUAUCAAUCCAAUGUCGGCAUAAUAAGACACAAACAUCAAGGACCUUCACGAUAGUCAUAGCAUGGUUGAAAUUUAAUCAUGUCCGCCCCCCCGGUAGCUGAGUGGUUAACCGGCACGGUAGCUCAGCGUGUUCGGUCAGAGGGUUUAGCUAUCCUCUGUAAUAAAAAAAAAAAAAAAAAAAUUGAGUGAACGGAUGAACGAGUAACCUGAACGGGUGUCAUCGCACGUCCGCCACGAACAAAUUCAACGAACACUAUAGAACAAAAUGAGAUUAUAUAUAUAUAUAUAUAUAAAACGGUCAGCGCGACAGACUAUAUAUAUAGUGGUCAGCGCGACAGACUGUCAAUGCUAAGGGCCCGGGUUCGAUUCCCAACUGGGAGGAGAUUUUUUCUGCUCAGGGACCGGGUGUUAUGUUGUCCUAAUCCUCAUAAUUUCAUCCCCAUCGAAGCGCAAGUCACUGAAGUGGCGUCAAAACGAAAGACUUGCACCCGGCGAACGGGAGGCCCUAGUCACACGACAUUUUUUUAAAUUUAAUCAUUGGAAGUUCAAUAAAUACCUUUGUCGGUUCAACGUAAGCGAAACCCCUCUAUGUGCUUGCGGAGAGGAAGAAGUUCCAAAUCAUAUAUUUCUACAAUGCCCUCGGAACAGUUAUCACAUAAACUUUAUAAAAGACAUCAUAUUUACGCCAGUGACUGUAACACUUUCUUUAUUUCACGAUUGCAAUUUUAGCCUUAGGCCAUUAUCAAGUGAAGAUGUUAUGGCUAUUAGGCCAUGUCAACCAAAAAUGAGCUAACGUCUUCACUUGAUAAUGGCUUAAGGCCGUAAUUGCGAUCGUGAAAUAAAGAACGUGUCACUGGCGUAAAUAUGAUGUCUUUUAUAAAGUUCUACUUGACUGUGGAUCCCAGGUAUUAAGAGUUUAUUAAAUAAACAUCCUUGCUAGUAAUCUUCGGGCUUUUGGUCUAAUCUAAUGCUCUUGAUACUUUCAGUGCCAAGGGAAGACCAAAGCUCAGUUAACUAACUAUUUUCCUAUGUGCUACUCAGUACAAUUUGCAACGCUCAGCCUCUAAAUGUAUGUCACUAUGUACCUCCUAUUUGUAAGAUCUGAAUGCUGGUGUAUCUACACAUAUGGCUAUAAUACACAACUCUGGCUCUUGGAAAGUGUUCUCCUGUUCUGUCUAGAUGGUACUUAAAGGCUUGCAAAAAUAUUCAAUUCUCUAUCCGCAGCUUUUGAAACAAUUCUCACAAAACAUACAAAGAACAUUUUACGGUCUCAAUGCGUACCAACGGAAAUUUAUCAUUUUUAUUAUGUUACCAGUAGGAUUUGUAUAGUAUACUACCACUGUGUUUCCUGCGUUCCAUUUUCGUGUUGUUUACUCGUUUUAGUAUUCUCUGAUUGUAAAUCUCGUUUCAUGUCGAAUCAGUCCUUUGUUAAUCCUAUGUAACUUCGUACCAGGGUACGACUUGAAAUAAUUUCUACCACGAAUUGUCAAAACAAAUUUAAUUACACUUCCUGUGAUGAGAUGACUGUAUGACACGUUUCGAAAGGCAAUAAAUGUAAAACAUCCCAUCUAGUAAGGCUACCAAGCCGGCGAAGAAUACGGAAGUACUCACGUUGCCAUGCUACUAAAAAUGUUUUGUUGUAAGAGUAAUGUGUAUUAUCAGAGUCCGUGCCGAUGUAUCAGUUUUCCAGUAAAGAAGACGUUAUAUAUAAUAGAUGUAAAUAUGAGAGUAUUUUAUUAAUAAAA
This is a messenger RNA of Schistocerca serialis cubense, 2885 nucleotides long. RefSeq lists its product as uncharacterized. The coding region runs from base 166 to 828 and encodes 220 amino acids. NCBI's taxonomy places the organism in Eukaryota, Metazoa, Arthropoda, Insecta, Orthoptera, Acrididae. The record is from RefSeq and is a predicted model, not a curated record. The transcript has 6 exons.